Messenger RNA from Harpegnathos saltator (Jerdon's jumping ant), 10575 nucleotides. It is a transcript of the gene tara, whose product is annotated as SERTA domain-containing protein 2 taranis. NCBI's taxonomy places the organism in Eukaryota, Metazoa, Arthropoda, Insecta, Hymenoptera, Formicidae. Gene Ontology annotation, molecular function: transcription regulator activity. The record is from RefSeq and is a predicted model, not a curated record. Gene Ontology annotation, cellular component: nucleus. Bases 1164 to 2609 code for a protein of 481 amino acids. The transcript is spliced from 3 exons.
UCAUUUGACAUAAAAGCAUUGUUUAUAUCUGAAAAGCCGCGUACUUCGACAAUGGAUUUGCCUUCGCGUACGAUCAGAAUAGUGACAUACACAGUCCUGCAGUAUUAAAUCCGAUAUUAAUUAUGUAAUUAAUUUACGCGCCGUGAAUGAAACGUACCCUUCUGUUUACAUGAGAUCCAUCAGCGCGUUCGAACGCUAACAAUAUGGCAUUAUGCGCCCGAUGAAUGAUCGACUUUUUUUUUUUAAAUGUCAUGUUGAGAGUAAAAGCGUAAACAUAUGCUAUUGUGAGACUAUUGCAACGAUCGUCACCUCGCAAGCUCGUUUUCCCUUUCAACGAGUGCACGGUCGAGGUAAUGUUGCAAAUGAUAAAAAAUCUGGCCGUUUGUCCGGACGAAAAUUUUUCAGAUAAAUCGCACGUCGCGUCUGAAUUUCUGUCUGUCCUGACGAAAUCUGACGAGUAAAGCAUACGUCGUACGCGAAGCACCGGGCGUACCGGCGCGUCGCUACGCCACUGACUGGUCGUGUCGGAGUGCAGGUGGGCCGAGCGCGCACGGAAACAGCCGAGCGCGCAUUCGGGGGAAAACGGAGCGGCGGUACUCGGCGAGGACUGUUGUCAGAGUAUUCAGUAAUGCUUUGCAUGGCCAGCUAGCUACUAGUGUGUGUAUCGAUGACAGUCACGUCAUCCGCUCGGAGUGCUCGUGCGAUGUUACUCGGGGAGCUAACCGGGGUACAUACCGGCGGCCGAUACUUACGUCGCGCAGUGCAUUCUUCGUGAGACUUGUGAGGAGAACGAAAAGAACGAGAAAAAAACAGCGUUAACGGACACGUAGUCGGGGAAGACAGACAGUGAGUGAGAAAGACAGUGUUGCGAGAGGCAGCGCGUGGAAGGCAGGCGAAAGACAAGAGGCACGUCGGCGGACAGAACUUACUGACUCGUGCCGUCGCCGGAGGUAGCGUGGUGCUUCAGUUAUCACGUUCAGUUAUCCGCAGUUUUGUUUCUUUCGAUUUCUUUUCCUCUUAAUUUUCAUCCCGUCACUUCGCUCUCACGAACCGCUUCAGUCACGCGGAGGGCGAAGAGAAACGGAUCGUCGCGCGGCAGCACCGUGUGCGGCAGUGCAGCAGCAGCGUACCAAGAUGCUGUCAUCAGUGUCAGCGAAAUAAUAAUGUGGUGCGACGUCAGUCAGCAUAAAACUCAUGAAAGGGAAGAUGUUUUGGGCCUAAAGAGUUGUGCAAUGAUGGGUCUGCAGGCGACGGCAGGAAAACGUAAAUUGGAGGGAGGUGUUGGCUGCAUGGAAUUCCACAUGGACAUAGGCGAGAGUCCGUCGAAGCUCGGACGCGUGGAGGGUAGCUGGUGGGCGAUGGACGACAGUUACGGACCGCCCCUGAACCAGACGUCGACGUCGUAUUACGAGAUGGAGGUGAACUCUCCGUGUCUGCAGGCGAAUCCGUGCCAGCCUACGUCGACGAGUUCCUCCUCCCAGCAGCAGCAGCAGCAGCAGCAACAGCAGCAGCAGCAACAAUCGCAGCAACACCAACCACAUCAUCCAUCUUCGCAGUCGCCGCAGCAGCAGCAGCAGCAGCAGCAACAGCAACAGCAAUCGCAGCAGCAGCAGCAGCAACAGCAGCAGCAGCAGCAACAAUCGCCAGCGUCAUCCUCGACGUCGGCUUCGUCCACGGUGACGCAAUUGCAUCACCACACGCAACACUACUAUCAUCACCAACGUGGUGCUGUUAGUCCUAUCGGUAGCAACGGCUACAACCAACUGUCGAGAUCUCAGCCUCCCCAGUGGGGCGCUCUUCAUCAUUAUGAACCGCCGACGAUACGUCGUGAGGAAAAUGGCAAGAGCUACCUGGAACUUGGCUCGAGUUAUCGCGCGAACGAGCGAUGCUGCGAGGGUUCCAAGUCCAGCUGGUGCCGGCGUGGGCGAGCCUGUUACCGGCAACGACGGCUCGCCGUGCUCAACAUCUCGAUGUGUAAGCUCGCCAGGUACCGGCAAUUCCCGGACCCGAGCCUUCACCGGUCGGUCCUGAUCUGCAACACCCUAAGACACCUUGAACGUGAGAUGGAGAGGGACCGCAGCCCACCGCCCAUGGAGCCGGUUGUUCCGGUACCCAUCGCGCAGUUGCAACCACCUGAGCAGGGCAGGCUAACGCCUUUCCCAGUACCACCGACGUCAUCCGGAGAGACCGACGUCGACUCCGGCAUCGGCGACAGCGACGACAGCCGAUCGAUCAAUUGGGGUAGCGUGCUCUCCCUAUCGAGCCAGUCGCCGCUCGACCCGCUUAACAACAACGAAUUACUGGACGUGGACAUAGGGCCCGAUCUCGACUUGGACUUCAUGCCCGGCUGGAAGCUGACUCCGGUUCAGGCGGACGACAUCCUGAGAACAACGACGACGUCCCAGGAGCAGCAUCACCACCACCACCAUCAUCAUCACCAUCAUCAUCACCAUCAGCAUCAUCACCACCAGCAACAGCAACAGCAACAUCUAAUGUCGUCGAGCAGCAGCUGCGGCAGCAGUUGCGGCAACAGCAACGUCGGUGGCGCCGGCGUCAGUAGCGGUAGCAGCAGUAGUACGCACGAGUCGUUGAUGUGCGUGGGAUCAUAGCCCUCGACCUUGACGUCGUUGAGUCACCUAAUCGAUUUCUAUCCGCUGACGCCGCAGGGCAAGUAGACAUUCACGCUCCUGCCCGCGGGUCCACGAAGACGCGGCUGAAAGACGAUGGUGCUGACGACUCGCCCUCCCUCUCCGGUGCGCUCGACGUACGACCGGCGACUCUCGAGGAACCAUACUCUACUCUCUGUUUUGCGUUAAUUUAUUGUCGCGUCAAUUACAUACAUCCGCGUAGAACACCACAUACACACACACACACACACACACACACACACACACACACACAUACACACCGACCGACCUUCUGUGACACUUGCGUUCUUCCUUCGCUCCUCUUACCACCGCUACUACUAUUACUGCUACUGCUACCACCGCUAAUACUCUAACUCCAUUACCCCUAUCGUUACCACUAUUUCUACUACUACUACUAUCACCCGCGACUACUUAUUACUAUCGUUACCGUUACUUCUACUACUAUCGCUACUAUUGCUAGUACUACUAUUAUUACCAUUACUAAUAUUACUACGAUUACUACUACUACUACUACUACUAUUUACUACUACUAUUACUACUAUUACUACUACUACUAUUAUUACUACUACCACUAUCGCUAAUUAACGUGUCUCCCGUAUUUGCUCCCCGAGGGACGGACGCGUCAUGACACGCAACGUUCGCAGGUGCAGUCGAGAUAGAGCAUUCUGAGAACUUAACGAACGGGUUAACGGGCAGAGAAAAGAAGACAGGGCGAGACGGAGAGAGGGUAGGGGGAAGGGAGAAAGGACCGUCACUGUCCGACAGCGAGCCGACAGGUGCUGCUACUCGCGUUGGAUGAUCCGGUAGCCUGCCAACAGAAAUUCGGCCGGCUUUCGUAUCGAACCACGCCGCGCAAUGAGACGACGGAGAGAGGCCCGUGUACCAUGUUCGCCGCCCUGGAAUUUCGAGAACAGAUGCGAACGCGGCUUACGCGUGCUUCGAGAUGGGUUUCGGCAGAAUUCGGGAAAGAUUGAUCGGCUGGGUGAUCGAGUACGGGGGACAAUAUGUCGACCUUUUGAGAAACGCACGAUAAUGACACCGAACUUGCAACUAUAGAUUCGAUUUAUACAGUUGCGUUUGCAAGCUCGACGGUCCGUGCGCGAAGUCCCCGGGAGAAGAGACGUCCAACGCACGGGAAAUAUCCGGGAAAAGUUGGGGAGCAGGAUCGGAGAGCCAAGAGAGGGUGGGAAAUUUGUCUCGAAGCUUGUCAGGGUUCGCGUCGACGCGAAUCCGCGGCGUGAAGGCUACCUUUCCACAGGACUGAACUGACGACGCGAGCCUUGCGAUCGGCGUGUUUCAGCUCGCGGAAUCUUCCCCCUCUCAUUCUCGCGUUCGCGGGAAGUUGCACCCCGACGUUGCUCGAGAAGGUCGACUGGGAUUCUCUUUUCCACGGAACGACACUCAACGUCGGAGCCUUCGUGUUUGGGAGGAAUGUGAGCGAUUAACAUACAGGCGACACACAAAUCGUGCGUACUCGUACGCGUACGUAUGGAUGCGACACACACAUACAUGCACACACACACACGCACGCACGCACGCACGCACGCACACAACAUAUAUACAGGUAUAUACGACCGCCGUGGCCUAUAUUAUACGCACGACGCACGGAGACACGCAAGUGCGUGUGCACGCAGGUCGUACGGUGCUACAGGGCGGCUGCAGUCUGGUGCUUCUCCUCUUUAAACCCACAGACACACACACACACAUACACACACACAAAGCUACACAGAGCUAAAUUCGCGUAUCGAAUUCGCACGGAUCGCUCGCAGCGUCCGUCGCUCGGGGUCGUCGUGACGCGUCCUGCCGUCGUAAGCGUGACACGAUGUAAGUCGGAAGCGUCGGCGUCUCGAUCGAGGAACUCCUUCCGACCGCGCCACCUUCGGCUAGUGUAAAUUCCGCUUGGCUGUCUCGCCUGAAAUACCGGGGUCACGUGUGUCCGACGAGGCGCGCAGGCAAAUAUAUCAUAUAUAGGAAGGAAGGACUCUUUAUUUAGAAUGGAAGUGCUGAUUAGAUCUCCGGUGUCGUCGCUGUUCAAGCGUAAAUACUCGACCCUGCGUCACAUUUUUGUGUGUCGUCAGUGCGCGACCCCGGCUGAGGUGAUGAGAGACGCCCCGUAGUUUAGUUAGGGAACGUGACGAACAGAAAAUUUCUGACCCAGAGUAGGGUGACCUCAGGUUGUUGGCGCGGUUCGGUCUCGAUCGUCCCUCGUGAGCGAGAGAAUAAGAAAGAGAGGAAGAGAGAAAGAGAGAGAGAGAGAGAGAGAGAGAGAGAGAGAGAGAGAGAGAGAGAGAGAGAGAGAGAGAGAGAGAGAGAAGAGACACCGAGACGCUUAAACAGUUGCGUUGAAAUGGCGAGACAUAUUUGGACUGCGUGAUAACGCGUUUAAGCAGCGGGCGUGUGGUGCAACGAGCUAAUCGCGCUCAAAUCAGGGAUUAUUUUCAUACAGCGUUUAUGCGGAAAAACAUAUUCUCGAGUAAUUUCGCCCGCCUUGGUUUUUAACGCUCUAAGGGAUAUCUAUGCAUACACGGAUAUAAAAGUACAAAUAGUUACGAUACGUUUCUCCUUCUUCCUUUAACGCAACGCGCGGUUUCUCACGCGGACGCUCGCUGCUUAACGACGGCGGUUUGCGACCGAAGAGAGAUUUGUCUCGGCAAGUAACUGUGUUUGUCCGGAUUAUAUCGAAAUUUUUUUUCCUUUUCGACCGCACCGACUCAGUGCGAGUGGCGAUACGUAUGUUACUUUCGUACCUAAUCGCAAGUCAAAAUGUGGCAAUUAAACAUGCAAAGUAGUCCAUUAAAUUCGCAAGGCCAUUAAGCUCCAACGCAACUGGUUAACCCUAAAAUGCAUGACAUGAGCCAAUGUGACUCAGCCGCUAUUUUAAAUGCGAACUACACAUUGAUUAUUUUAUCAGAGUGACCGUCAGUUCACGACUUUCCCGAUGAAUGAUAUGAAACAAACGUGCAAGAGAGAAGAAGAGAGAGAAAGAGAGAGAGAGAGAGAGAGAGGUGUCUCACAAGAAAGAAAAAAAAUAUCUGCUGCAACGAAUUAGUUGCUCGUCAAAAUUAUGUAACAAGCAUCGUCUGUAAUUAUGAGGCAGCUGGCUCUACUAAAAUAUCUAUCGCAAAAUUUAUUCCAAAGUUCCGCAGAAUGAGCUCUUUAAAAUUACAAGUUGCCCGUGGCCUCCACCGAGGAAAUAAUUGUGUCAAUUAAGAAAAAUCAUGAGCGGCGGUAAAUUGCAAUUGUGAGCAGGGUGCCGCAACUGGCCAUGUCACGCGUUCGUGUGUGUACGGAUAUGUGUAUAUAUGUACGUGUGUAUGAACGUGUAUGAGAUAGCAGCUGUGACGUAUCCCACAAGGACGUAAACGCGAUGACGGAGACGCCGACGCCUUCGCGUGGAUAUCUUGUGUCUCGACGUGCGACGUCGACAAAUGUACCUGCAUUUUAGAGAUCGGGGUAACGUUCUCCUCUACGGAUCGUCGCACGGUGGCCACUGCGCGCCACUGAUCUCCCACUAAAUGUAUCAUAUGUACACAUAUAUAAAUAAACUAGAAAGUGGCCGGCGUGCGCGCGCGUGAAGGAGGCGAGAACGCUCGAGAGUUAAGGUGUCGAUUUUUAAGCGCACUCGCGGACCCCGGACGCAUCUUCGCGUGGAUCCGUGCGCGAUCUCGCCCUCAACGUCCACGAAUCCAUUCAAGAGCAGCUAUACUUAAGGUGGAAAGAAGGAAAGGAAGAAAGCUAAACGAUUUAAGAAAGUCUAACGUUACGAAGAGAGUAUAAUAACUUAUCGACUCGACUGAUUACUUAAACGAGAGAGUGAACGUACGCGAGCGAACGGAUGAAUGUAUGCGCGUGUGAAAGGAGCGAAAGAAAACAGAGAAGCGAAGAGAAUACGUGUGUGUAAAAAGGAAAUUAUUGUAAUUAUAUCAUGAUGCAAAAAUAUAUAUAUAUACAUAUACAUGUAUAUGUAUAUGUAUAUGUAUAUAUAUAUAUAUAUAUGUAUAUAUUUGAUUUAAACUGUAAUUAUAGUAUAUAUGAUGUUCUCUCUUUCACACAGUGACACGAUUCAUACAUACACACACGCGCGCACACACACACACACACAUACACACACACUCGAUAUACAUACAGACAUACGCGAGAUAUAUUAGGUACUUGUUGUAAAUAUAUAUACACAUAUACAUACAUAUAUGUGUAUGCAGUAUAUAUAUAUAUAUAUAUAUGUGUGUGUGUGUAUGUGUACACAUAUACAUUAACUUACUAAGUCUAGAAUCUUAAGCAUAAACGCGAAAAAUCGUCAAGAAAGAAGAAACCCUUCACCUUCAUCCCUUCCCGAGUCACUCCGCUAUCCUCGAUCCCGCCCCACGUUCCAUUUUCUACUUUGUAUUAUAGUACAUUACGAUCGGCACACCUUCUCUCACACGCCCUCCCCUUCUCCUCACCUUCCCGGACACUGCUCCCUUCCUUUUCAUCGACCUCCUCCUCUCUACCUCUUCCUCCUCUCGCGAUAGUGCUCCCCCUUUCUCCGCGCGAUUUCUCCGCGAAAACGACGAGCAAUAUUACUUUUAACAAGCGCGGAAAAUUUAGGGGAAAGAAAAGCAUAUACGUACAAAUCAAUGCAUGGUCGCGAGCGCGAGUCGAAUGCGAGCGUCACACGCGAGAUCUUUGUUUUGCGCGCGUUGUACGCAUUGUAUGCGCGUUUGGCGUUUGGAAUGCUCCCGUGGUGUUGUGCGAACACGGUGGGUGAACGCGGAAUCUCUCGGUCGCGUCGGAGCGCAUGCAAAGACCAUUCGCGCUUCGGGGUGAGAGCGGCGCUUGGGCGGAAGAACGACUCCUUUCCGACCGAGAAAGCGGAAUUCGCAGGAUGUCCUGAUUAUAGCGUGCGCGCGCUUUCUCGCAGCGGCGAGGUCCUCUCUCGGCCGCGGGAAAACGCGAGCCAAUUUUUCAUUAACAAACGUUCCGUUCGGAUGGAUCCGCAUUCAGAACCCGGAUAGCACGAGCGCGUUCUUGAACGGUCCUUGGUCGACCUGGGUUCGUCCGAGGACACGUCGGGACAUCGUGAUGACACAUCUUAGAUAAUUUUGAGACAUCUCGUGUUAUCUGGACACGCUCUCGACGUCGGUACUUUACGGGACUUGGAUCGUGUGAGUCGAGUUGGCGAGUUGCUCUUGAAAAUCGAUCGGAUGUGAAUCGAAGUUCCGUAAAGUCCGAGUCUCGAAAUGAAGGAGCUUUAAUCUUCCAUCGUUCGUCGACUCAAAAGUUAUAUUCGCGCGAGAAAGUCGGGAGAAAGAGCGCGACGCGUGAUAGAUAUAUCCUGCGGAGCGAGUCGUGUUUUCGUUUCUCUACUUCGUUUCACCCUCCGGUUUCAUUGUACGCUGAAGGGACGAUCGGGCGUAUGUCCGACGACUCCGCGGAGGGACACCGAGCGAACGCGGUGUCCUCCUUGCGAUUGACUUGUAACGUCGCGUUUAUCCUUGGCGGGUAUCGCGCGAAGAGCUUCACUUCUCAUCACAGCGAGAUGCAAGGAUGCGAGCGAUUGUCUAACGAACGCGGGAUUACCGUGUCCAUCGUGUGUGCCUCCGCGGAGCGGUCGCGUUGUUCUUCCACGACGUUGUUGCGGUACCAGGCGAAGCUACCGGAAGAAGCGGACUACCGGCGUCGCGUCUUGUAGUCGAGCCUUGUGUCCUGCUCGGAUCGAGUAGACAGCAGAACGCGACGCCGGUGUAUGUUAAGGAUGCGCGAGUCACCCGCGACUCGCGCAUCCUCGUCCCGGAGCUCAAAGUAUAUUCUUAAAAGAGAGAAAAAAGAGAAUGAAGUAGCAUCGAAGGGGUUACACUGACAUCAAGGUGACCGAUACGCACCGUGCUGCUGGCGUCUCGCGUUCGCCUAUGUUGAAUUUACGCACAAUCGAUACUCGAGUAGCAAUCGAAGUAGCUUCGAUCGCGUGCUGGCCGACGACGGUCGACCGCACGGGGAUUGAUUAGCCGCGGGGGCGUAGGCGAAUUUAGAGUCGAGUUCUGGAAGAAAAACACCAAAGUUUCUCCUCAUAGCACACGGUACGACAGAUAUUUCUAGCCAUAUGCGCGACAUACUCGUUUAAGACUACGAUAAUUAUACGUAAUAAUGUAAAAACUUACACGGUUCCGCUAGAAAAAAUUGCCAAGUUCGCCUGCGUUUACGACUUCCUCGCUAGACGGUGCAAACUGUCCGGACGGACGUCGUAAGGACAUAUAAAAGACGUCGUAAAUCUUCGAAACGUCUAUUAGAUGUCUCCCGCAGUCACUCUCUCUCUCUCUCUCUCUCUCUCCCCCCCCCUCUCCCCCCCUCUUUCCUUCCCUCGCGUCGGUCAGCUUCCGCGCGAAGUGCGAGCGAGCGAGAGCGCGCGCAGCCAGCGCAGUGCGUGAAGUUUUUCGCGAUCAAGCUGACGCGUAACUCGCGGUCGGACACGCGUAUUUUCGUGAAGUGCCUAAAAACCGCCGAAAGAGAAAGUUACGGCUGUUAAGCGCGACAGCAAGGUCGCGAACGCGCGCGCGCGCGCGGCUUUUCGGCACGCCGACGUGCAUACCGGCUGCGGUGACACGCCAACGAUUGUAAACGUUUUUCUUCUCACACUAUUCCUUUCCCCUUCUUUUUUAACGGGACACCGGAUGGAGGCAUAUUGUAAAUAGUAUAAAUAGCGCGAACGCGAAGAUACGUUUAAGCGAAAUAAAGAGGAUAUAAUAAGUCUAAUACGAGAAAAUAUAUAAGAUAUAUAUUAUAUAUAUAUAUAUAUUAAAAAAGAGCGCAUAUAUAAAAAUGUAUACGCAUACGUGUGCGUGAGCGCGUGCGCGUAUACAUGUGUGUAUAAGAUUGUGCAUAUAUAUGCGUGUAUACGUACACAAUUACGUAUGUAUAUACACAUAUACAUACACGUAUACAUGUAUAUAUUUAUCUUGAUAAAUGAUACAGGGCGACGGUGGGUUCGCGAUCGAUGCUUCCUCAUCGUCGCGGCGACGAUAUUCGAAUGAGAUUCAUUUUUAUAAUACGCGCAUGACGGCUCUCGACCGUUCAAGUAGUAUUUAUCGCGACACAGCGCGCACGGCAUUUUUCUCGAGUUCGCCGAAUAUCCCCCCCCCCUCCCCGAGAAGGACUUUCGCUCCUGUGAGAGAUCAGAGAUCGCGUUGCAUUUCGCCGAUUUAGAGAAACGCUAUACAGUGCUUGCGAUAUUUUUCCUCUUAGCGCGCGCGACAAACGCGCUAAGCUCGUAACUUGUUUCAACAAUUAUCGGGUUUACGUUCAUAAGGCAAGGCCGGGCUAACGAUGUACAAUCAAGUUCCUAUUAUUACGAUGUCUGAUCGAGAAUUAGUUACACUUGUUUCGCGAGACCCCGCGCGAGCCGUCAUUGCGCGUUCCUUGUAUUCUCCCUCGACUCUCUCCGACGUUACGUGAGUAAGACGCUCUGCUUAUUCCACGCGCAGGAUAAGAGCGAGUUAUCCACGGAGAUGAGAGGAAAAGGUGGCCGAUACGAGCGAACGUGUGAGAGAGCAGUGUCCCGGACGAGGGAGACGGCGGCGAGAUGUCGAUGGGGAAGUAAUCGGGCGCGCGCGCGUCCUGGCGUCGUCGUAAGGAAAUUAGGGCAGGAAGCACGACGUUGUAAAUUGUAUAUAGUAGCGCGAAGAACACGACGAAGUUACAGAGACAGAGUUAAUUAAUUUAAAAAGAAAACGAGAGAGAAAGAAAUAUAUGGGGAUAAGAGGAACGGUUGCGUCGAGCGAACGCACGGCGCGGCGCGGCGCGGCGCGGCGCUUCCCGAAUCGAAAAAGCGUAUCCGUCGUCGCGACGACGGGACGACAACGAGAGUCCGUGUGUAGGCAAUCUCUGUGUAGGCUGGCCGGUUGACCUCCGGCGGCCGGUUCUCGCGCGGCUUCCGUUCGCGAGCAAAGUGCGAAUC